Messenger RNA from Oncorhynchus gorbuscha (pink salmon), 4522 nucleotides. RefSeq names its product ral guanine nucleotide dissociation stimulator-like 2. Bases 278 to 2500 code for a protein of 740 amino acids. The record is from RefSeq and is a predicted model, not a curated record. Lineage: Eukaryota; Metazoa; Chordata; Actinopteri; Salmoniformes; Salmonidae. The transcript is spliced from 20 exons. Gene Ontology annotation, cellular component: plasma membrane. Gene Ontology annotation, molecular function: guanyl-nucleotide exchange factor activity. Gene Ontology annotation, biological process: Ras protein signal transduction; positive regulation of GTPase activity.
CCGUCAGAGCACAGAAAGCAGUGAGGGAGUGUGCGGCACACGAAUGUGCUCAGUGCUGCUAUCAGCACUAGAAGCUUGACAGGCGACCAGAGGGGGACACUGAUACUGAUAGAGGGGGUGAGAGACUCUCUUCCGACGUCGGUGCUGGAACGGAUGGGCGCGACAUUCGUCCACUAAUCGGUAACGGUAUAUUCCACCGCGGCAAACACUACAGCUAUCCAAUGCUGGCGGAAUUUAGCUGACCAUAGCUGGACACGCAACAUUCACCGUCGGCACCAUGAUCCCACGUAGUAUGCGAACAGGUGGGAUGGACCUGCCAGGGGUGGAGUCAAGGGAUGUACCCCUCAUUGGCUACCGGCCUUUAGCGUCUGACGAUGUUCGCCUCAGCAGCCAAUCAGGACAAGUGACUGAGAGUACUGGACUGGACUCCUCUGAGGGGGAGACUUCCCCCAUGAAGACAACUUGGUACUGUCCUCUGGAUUUGUCUACUGUGUUGGAGGAGAAAGAGGACGGAGUGAUAUACAAUGUAGUGGUGAAGCAACAGCAUGGCGCCCCCACCAGUGCAACAUCCGGCUCUCGUUCGCAGUGUGUGAAGGCGGGAACAGAGGAGAAGCUAGUUCAGCACCUCCUCCACUCCUUCGCCAUGGGAGACUCCUCCUUCAUCACCAUCUUCCUCUCCACCUAUCGCUCCUUUACCUCCACCAAGAGAGUGCUGGACAUCCUCAUCGACAGAUUGCAACAUCCACCAGGAGAAAGUACAAGGAGUCAGACUAGGCAACCCUUCAACAGAGCGGUGUGUAUGGUGUUCAGUAUGUGGCUGUCAGAGUAUCCUGAGGACUUCCGCUCUCUGGGAGAGCCUGGUCUUCUGCUGCGCCUGGCCCCCCUGCUGCCCUCCGACCCCUCUGGGACAGAGAUCAGGGGUCGCCUCCUCAGACUGGCAGAGGAGCUCAGUGAACAGGCCCUACUGCCUGACUCUAGUUCAGAUAGGACCAUCGCCAGCCCUCCUGCUGACCCCACUAAGUUUGAUCCCACCAAUAUCCUGGGCUUCCCUGCUGGGCUGAUUGCUGAGCAGCUCACCAAGAUAGAAACGGAGCUGUUUGUGCGUCUGGUCCCGUACCACUGCCUGGGCUCCCUGUGGUCUCAGAGAGACAAGAAGGGCCGCGAGGGUGUAUGUUGGUCCGUCCGGGCCACUGUACGCCAGUUCAACCGGCUGGCCAAUGCCGUGAUGGCUUCAUGCUUGUGGCCCACGCAGCUCCGCAGCCAGCAGAGAGCCUGCCUCCUGGAGAAAUGGAUCAGCGUGGCAGAGGAAUGCAGAGCCAGGAAAAACUUUUCGUCUCUCUACGCCAUCGUGUCUGCCCUGCAGAGUAACCCAGUACACAGACUAAGGAGGACGUGGCUAGAAACUGACAGGGAAGCAGUGAGGAGGUACGAGGAGCUGUCCAACAUUUUCUCUGAGAAGGACAACUACUCCCAGAGCAGGGAGUUGCUGAAAGAGGAGGGCACUUCGAAGUUCGCCAACCUGGACGGAAAGAUGACCAACAGGAGACAGAUAGGGUCCAGUGCCCAGGGCACAGUACCCUACCUGGGGAUCUUCCUCACAGACCUCACCAUGCUGGACGCGGCCGUCAAAGACAGACUAGAGAACGGCUACAUCAACUUUGACAAGAGGAGACGAGAGUUUGAGGUUUUAGCUCAGAUCCGACUACUGCAGUCCUCCUGUAAAAACUGUGUUUUCCUCACCGACGAGGCAUUCCUACAGUGGUACCAAAGUGUACCCUCGUUAAAUGAAGAAGAAAGUUACAGACUGUCCAAUGAAAUUGAGGUGCCGUGCGAACCGAGCUCUGGUCGUACCCAGAACCCUACAGUCAUCAUCACACGGUGCCCAAACCUGAAUUCCUCCAGAACCAGCCUUGUUGCUGACAGUGACGGUCUUUUUGACUUCCCCUCCCCUGUCUGUCACUUUCUUUCCAAAUUCACCAAGCAUAUGAAAUCCCCCUCAGUUUCCUGUCUGGAUGUUGACUCCUCCCCUCCCACCAAUGACCCCAUCCCGUCUGCAUUGACACCAUCCACUCCCAUUAAAUCACAUCGUCGAUCAGUCUCCUGUGGCAACAAUCCCACCAAUAACAACAAAGGGUCUGAGCCUGAUAUGCGGAUCGUCAGGAUACGGAUGGAUUUACAAGAUGGGAAUAUGUACAGAAGCAUACUGGUGACAAGCAAUGACAAGACGCCCACUGUGAUCAGUUCUGCCUUAGAAAAACACAGUCAGGACCCCAAACAAGCAUCCAGAUAUGAGCUGAUUCAACUAUUGCCCGAGGGAAAAGAGUUGGUCAUCCCUGCCACAGGAAACGUCUUCUAUGCCAUGACUUCCUCUAGUGUGGACUUCCUGCUGCGCAGACAAGGAGGAAACACCCCUUUUCGCUCUCAACCAAUCAGCACAGAAACUAGUGCCACCUUUCCUCGAAUCAAAGCCAAGGGGCGGAGACAGCUCUUUCCCAAAUAGGCAAUAUCUGAGACAUAAUUUGGCUAGUGCUUCUCAAGGACAGGACACGAUAAGUAUGCAGGCAGAUAUCUCAGUGAGAUGUGGCCUUGUCUUUCCUAAUCUUUUUUCGAAGUGGAAACACAUUCUGACCGAGCUUGUUCUAGCAAAAUGUAUCCUGAAACCUGUCCGAACUUGUUUGAUGAACGUAUUCUUAUCUGCCUGUUUGUGUACACCAGGAAAGUCCAUUAGUGUAGAAGGGUGCAUGUCUCUCUCGUUGGCAAUGCAUACCACUGGAAAUAUACACCUAGAACAAGACCAAUGCAAAUCUUUAACAGAUGGUGAAUGAUGCUGUUUUUUUAAGUCUCUCUGACCAUUGGCAUCUCAUUUCCUAUUUAACCAAAUGGAAUAGCCCUGUAACCAAGAGCAACUGAGGAAUCCAAAUCAUCUUGAGUAUUUCAGGAAUGUGCCUCAGGUGCCAUCCUAGAAAUGAGUUGGUAGUAGAGACCUUCAUUAAAUCAGAGUUUGGGUGAUAUGACCCUAUUUGAAUUGACCGUGACCACAACAAAGUUUUACAUUUCUCCAUAGAGAGUGGAUACAAGCAGGAAUAUGAAUGAUGGGGAGAGCACUGACAGACAGAGUCACUGAAACCUCUCAUUAUAGCAAAGCACGGGGGCUCAUCAAAAUGCUUUAACUAUGUACUUUGUAUGUAUGCAUAUGUUUUUUUUUUAAUGUACGGACGAUGUCAUGAUUGUGUUUACAUUCCCAAGGAGCUGUCAACAAGUGUCAGAAUGACAUGUUAUUCAUUGUUGAAGUGACAUGAAAUGUAUGAAAUUGCCUCAAACUGCAACCAUUUCAAAUGGGUCAAGUCGUGUCAAAGAUAUACAUGAUCAUUUCGCUUGGGCUUUCUGCAUACAUAUUGAAUGAUAGUUCUGGUAGUAUCUUGUGUAAAAUACAACACAUUUACAUAUACAGCCUUGCCACUCCCACACAGAAUAUAGUCAUAUUAUGAGUACUAACCAUUAGGCAUAACAGCAUCAAACCACAAACUCUAUCCUAAAACAAUUCAUGUGAAGACACUAAUGAAAGUCCAGACUAGGUUGUGUGUAUUGAAAAGAUGUCUACCAUCGCACCUUAAUGCUAUACUUUUCUAAUACAGCAUAAGCUCAUCUUUAUCAAUGGUCUCUGAAUGGGUAUAGUUGGUAGCUGGAAUGGAAGUCUGUCUGAAGAGUAUUUCAUCCAGGACUCCCAAAGUCAGUCCUCAAAGACCCAUGCGAGGUUAGUGAGGGAUUCUCACCAAUCCCAGAAUGAUGAUUAAUUUAUAUUUUCUCUGAUGUUUGAUAGAGAUCUGACAGCUAUUAAGGUUUCAUUAUGCAAUGUCUUUAGUCCAGGAACUGAAUGUAGCGGGUUUUGCAGAAGGCUCUGCUUCUAUCCCAUGAGGAUGAGACCAGUAGGAAGGAAAACCUGCACGCAUAAGGGCACAUGGGGGGGACACGUUGUCGGAGGCCCUAACUGGUGAACCCUUGUGAACUCUGGCCAGUGCUGUUGAAGUCUCUACUAAGGCUGAAGCAUAGAUACGGUAGUUCCAGGGAGAGGAGAGAGGAUUCUGGGUAACGUAAUUUGAUGAAGUGUUAGCGCCAGGCUAAGCUACUGAUUGUUUAGUGCCUUUCUCUCAUUGGUGCUUGAGCCACUUAAAAGUGUCCCAAAUGUCACCCUAUUCCCUAUAUAGUGUAUUACUUUUCACCAGAGCCCUAUGGGACCUGGUCAAAAGUAGUGGGCUUAAUAGGGUGCUAUUUGACAUGAAGCCUCUGUGAUGUAUGCAUUGGAAUGUAAUAGUACAUAUGAUGUACAUUCACAGUGCUGUAUAAGCUGGCAUGUUUAUGCACUACAUAUGCCCUGUUGUUUUUGUGUGAUGCAUUUCCUUUUUCUAUGCAUUUUGACGUGACAGUAAUAUGAGGAAUUUCUAUGCAACUUCCCGGAUGUGUGCUGUAAUUCUGCUGUGUCAUUUCUUAUCAAAUAAAUGUACAAAGAUGUACAUAUAAAAGA